Pedinophyceae sp. YPF-701 is the source of this 1377-nucleotide messenger RNA. Lineage: Eukaryota; Viridiplantae; Chlorophyta; Pedinophyceae. The record is from the annotation of a GenBank genome assembly.
AUGGAGCGCGCGAACUCCGCCCGUGCGGGCGAGUGCGACAUCUGUCUCGAGCAGAUCACGGCGCCCGGCACGGUGAAGGCGCCCAUGGAGAUUGGCCCUUGUCAACAUGUCUUCUGCGCGCCGUGCGUGGACGCGCUGAUGCAGACGCGUCGCGGGGCGCGCGAGGCCGCGGUGUGCCCCACGUGCCGCGGCCCCGUCCACGUGGAGCUCGUGCUGCCCGGGCCAACGGAGGGGGAGUCUGGAGGGGGGGAGUCGUCGCGCGACGAGGGCGCCGGCGUGGCGCGGCUGGUGGGGCAGCUGCGCGCGGCGACGGGCGACGGGCAGAGGGAGGAGCUGGGGAACGCGCUCGCGAGCUACCUGGCCGGGGGCUUCUUCCAGCGGCAGAUGAUGGCUGCGGACGCCGGCGCGUGCUCCGCCCUCGCCGCCGCCCUCUCUGCCUCCUCCUCCGACGCUGCCAUCUGCGCUCUCGGCACUGCCGUCGACAUGCUCCUGGCAGGCGACGACUCAGGAGCCCACGCCCGCCGCAACCGCGCCCUGCGCGAAGGCGUCCACGAGGCCGUCGCGGCCGCGCUCGGCGCCACGCGCUCCGACAACGUGCGCAUCUGCCUGUCCGGCGCAGCGGCGUCGCUCGUGCACAGCGCGCACGGCGCCGUGACCGUUCCGCGGCGCCAGGGCGGGCUCUUCAGCUUCCUGAUCUGCGGCGGCGGCGGCGCGCCGACCGACGCCGAGAGCGGCAUGGGCGAGGGCGCGUGGCGCGACGGCGCGGUCGCGGCGGGCAUGGUGCAGGCGCUGCACGCUGCGGCGGCCACCGCCGCCACCGAGCCCGCGUGCGCGGCCGCGGCGGCCGCGAUCGCGAAUGUCACGGCGCGCGGCGGCAGGGAGGGCGAGCGCCGCGACGCCUUUAACAAGAUUGGUACGACAGAAGUGCUGUGCAAGGCGCUCCUGAACUGCACGACCGACAGCUCGCGCAUCGCGAUCGGCGGGGCGCUGCGGAACAUCCUCGGGCCCGCGGGCAAGGCCGGGUCGCGCCGCGACGCCGCGCACCGCGCGCAGGCGCAGCGCGCCAUCCGCCGGCAGCUGCGGCGGUCCGCCGGCGAGCCCGCGUGGCGCGCGCUGGCGUCCGCGGCGCAGAACCUGAUGCACCCGGGCGGGGCGCGGUACGAGCGGAUCGAGUACGGGCAGGAGCAGGAGCUUGACAUGGCGCUGGAGGAGUGUCUCGUGCGCGCGGUCGAGAAGUCGACGCAGCGGGCGCUGGGCGGCGGGCUCGUGCUGAUGCGCAUGACGGGCACGGUGGAGAACGAGAUCGAGAGGGUGCGCGUGCGGGCGAUCGCGCAGGAGGAGCGCGACGCGCGCGCGCAGGCGCAGUCGGCUGUGUGA